Messenger RNA from Scatophagus argus, 2265 nucleotides. RefSeq names its product protein phosphatase 3, catalytic subunit, gamma isozyme, b (gene ppp3ccb). The transcript has 14 exons. The record is from RefSeq and is a predicted model, not a curated record. NCBI's taxonomy places the organism in Eukaryota, Metazoa, Chordata, Actinopteri, Scatophagidae. Bases 521 to 2065 code for a protein of 514 amino acids. Gene Ontology annotation, cellular component: calcineurin complex; cytoplasm. Gene Ontology annotation, molecular function: calmodulin-dependent protein phosphatase activity; calmodulin binding. Gene Ontology annotation, biological process: calcineurin-mediated signaling.
UCGAGCCAUGUUGUAGGAAAUCCGCUUGCGGCGGAUUAUUGUAAUCCGACAGGGUGUCUGGACGACACAUCGGAUCACGACAAAAAGCGGAGCCCAGCGGCCUGUAACAGACGCACCUCGUCUAAGAAUAAAGGGAUAAAGUUGAGAUAUGAUCUGACGCACUGCUCACUGCUCCUGAAGGCAUCAUCGGCGGUGCCCGGGCCGCUUCCUGGACCAGUCUAUUCAACUGACAGACACUGACAGCGGCUUGGCAUCACUGCACCGCGGAGCAGAGGGGAGAGGAAAGGCUUAAAUUUGUUAGUUAAAGAGCUCUCCUCCCUUCUCCCUUCCCCCGUCAGGUUUAACUCCAGCCCAGCUCGACUCGGUCGCCUUUGCGGAGCGAAGCGCUGCUGCUCCGAGCCGCUGACACACAGCUAGCUAGCGCGGCUAGCUCGCCCCAGCUAGCUAGCUAGGAAGGAAUUUGUCAAGUUUAGUUAGGAAUUCAGCAAAUUCUCCGAGCCGCAGCCCACAAGGAGGGAGGAUGUCGGCGAAAGACCAAAACAAACUCUCCACCAUUGAACGACCUAUUAAAGCGGUGCCAUAUCCUCCCGGUACCCGCCUGUCGGUCAAAGACCUGUAUGUGGACGGGAGGCCCAGCGUGGAGCUGCUGAAGGCCCAUCUGGUGAAGGAGGGUCGGCUGGAGGAGGAGACGGCCCUGCGGAUCAUCAAUGAGGGAGCUGCCAUCCUGCGCCAGGAGAAAUGCAUGCUGGAAGUGGAAGCCCCCAUCACAGUGUGCGGGGACGUCCACGGCCAGUUCUUUGACCUGAUGAAGCUGUUCGAGGUGGGCGGAUCCCCCAGCACCACCCGCUACUUGUUCCUCGGGGACUACGUGGACCGAGGCUACUUCAGCAUCGAGUGUGUACUGUACCUGUGGGCUCUGAAGAUCAACCAUCCCAACACCCUCUUCCUCCUCAGAGGCAACCACGAGUGCCGGCACCUCACAGAGUACUUCACCUUCAAACAGGAGUGUAAAAUAAAGUACUCUGAGCGUGUAUAUGAUGCCUGUAUGGAUGCGUUUGACUGCCUGCCUCUGGCUGCUCUCCUCAACCAGCAGUUCCUCUGUGUGCACGGAGGUCUGAGCCCUGAAAUCACCUGCCUGGAUGACAUACGAAAGCUGGACCGGUUUAAGGAGCCUCCUGCGUUUGGGCCGAUGUGCGACCUGCUGUGGUCGGACCCGGGUGAGGACUACGGCUCAGAAAAGACCCAGGAACACUUCUGCCACAACAGCGUGAGAGGCUGCUCUUACUUCUACAGUUACCCAGCAGUGUGUGACUUCCUGAUGAACAACAACCUGCUGUCUGUAAUACGAGCACAUGAAGCCCAGGAUGCAGGGUAUCGAAUGUACAGGAAAAGUCAGACGACAGGCUUCCCCUCUUUAAUUACGAUCUUCUCUGCUCCUAACUACCUUGAUGUGUACAAUAACAAAGCUGCGGUGCUGAAAUACGAGAAUAAUGUGAUGAACAUCCGGCAGUUCAACUGCUCCCCUCAUCCCUACUGGCUGCCCAACUUCAUGGACGUGUUCACCUGGUCUCUGCCCUUCGUCGGAGAGAAAGUGACGGAGAUGCUGGUGAACGUGUUGAACAUCUGCUCUGACGACGAGCUGAUGUCAGAAGGGGACGACACGUGUGAGGGUGGAGCUCCAGCUGUGAGGAAGGAGGUGAUCAGGAAUAAGAUCCGGGCCAUUGGGAAGAUGGCGCGUGUCUUCUCUGUGCUCAGAGAGGAGAAUGAGAGUGUGUUGCAGCUGAAGGGGCUGACCCCGACAGGCACGCUGCCUCUGGGGGUUUUGUCUGGAGGUCGGCGAACUCUGCAAAGCGCCACCGUAGAGGCAGAAGAGGCACGAGCCAUUCAAGGCUUCAACCCGCAGCACAAGAUCCAGAGCUUCGAGGAGGCUCGAGGUCUGGACCGCAUCAACGAGAGGAUGCCCCCCCGCCGCGACAGCAAGCAGCAGGAGGCCGCGCCCUCCCUCAACAACCUGCCGGCCAGCGCCGGAACCCCGGACAAGAACGGCACCAACGCCCAGGCCUAAACCCCUCCCCCUUUCCUUCCUCUUAUCUCCUCCUCUUCUUCCUCUCUUACACCCUUCCUUCCUUCCUUCCGUCCUUCCUUCUUGCUUCCUUUCCUUCCCCUCUUCUCUCCAUUAAGAGCAGGAGAAGUUCAGUCCGAGCGGCUCUCAACACGCUUAAUUUAUUUUAUCAUCUAUUGAAUAUCAUAGUUCCAGACUGAACA